GGCGGAGCCGAGGCCAGAGAAAUGGGAAUCCUCCUGCGGCGCACCGGGAGAGGCUGCCUUCACCGGGGGAGCGGCGGUGUCUUCGAGGAAACCGGAAGCCCAUGGUGACCCCUGGCGACCCGGUUUGUUUUCGGUUGGUUUCCAAACACUGGGGAAUCGAAACUCGGCGGCCCUUGGGGGUGGCCCUUCGUAUCUUGGCUUUAGGUUGUCAUGGAUGCACUGGUAGAAGAUGACAUCUGCAUUCUGAAUCAUGAAAAAGCCCACAGGAGAGAUACACUGACUCCCGUCUCAAUAUAUUCCGGAGAUGAAUCUGUUGCUUCACAUUUUGCCCUUGUCACCGCAUAUGAAGACAUCAAAAAACGCCUUAAGGAUUCGGAGAAAGAGAACUCUUUGUUAAAGAAGAGAAUACGAUUUUUGGAAGAAAAGCUUAUAGGAGCUCGAUUAGAUGAAGAAACAAGUUCUGUUGGACGAGAACAAGUAAAUAAAGCCUAUCAUGCAUAUCGAGAGGUUUGCAUUGAUAGAGAUAAUUUGAAGAGCAAACUGGAUAAAAUGAAUAAAGACAACUCUGAAUCUUUGAAAGUAUUGAAUGAGCAGCUACAGUCUAAAGAAGUAGAACUCCUCCAGCUGAGGACAGAGGUGGAAACUCAGCAGGUGAUGAGGAAUUUAAAUCCACCUUCAUCAAACUGGGAGGUGGAGAAGUUGAGCUGUGACCUGAAGAUCCAUGGUUUGGAACAGGAACUGGAACUGAUGAGGAAAGAAUGCAACGAUCUCAAAACAGAGCUACAAAAAGCCAAACAAACGAAUCCAUCUCAGGAAGACAAUCUGAAGAGCAAAGAUCUCCAAAGAAUAAGUGUUUCAAGUGACAAUAUGCAACAUGCAUACUGGGAACUGAAGAGAGAAAUGUCUAAUUUACACCUGGUAGCUCAAGUACAAGCUGAACUACUAAGAAAACUGAAAACCCCAACUGCAAUCAAGAAAGCCUAUACUCCAGUAGGAUGCAUUGAAGACCUCGGGAAAGACAGCACAAAACUGCACUUGACAAAUUUUACUGCAACAUACAAAAGACAUCCCCCUCUCUCCCCAAAUGGCAAAGCUUUGUGUCAUGCAUCUUCUCCUUCACCAGGAGAUAUAAAGAUUUUAUCAGAGAAAGCAAUUCUCCAAUCAUGGACAGAUAAUGAAAGAUCUAUUCCUAAUGAUGGUACAGACUUUCAGGAACACAACUCUUACGGCAGAAAUUCUCUGGAAGAUAAUUCUUGGGUAUUCCCAAGCCCUCCUAAAUCAAGUGAGACAGCAUUUGGGGGAACUAAAAGUAAAACUUUGCCUUUACCCAACCUGCCACCAUUGCAUUACUUGGAUCAACAUAAUCAGAACUGCCUUUAUAAAAAUUAAUUCUGAAGAGAUUCAUGAUUUAAUCAUGACAGCGCUCUCUCUCAGUGGUUCUUCUAAGAAAUUACUUAACAAAGUGGAUUUUGAUUAACAUCUUGCAGAGUUCUUCAGCAUACUAUAUGAUAUUAUGUAGUUGAUUUUCUAAUGUAAAAGAAUAGCAUCCUCCAGAAGCGGAUUUUGAUUAACAUCUUGCAGAGUUCUUCAGCAUAUACCUUGGAACAUACUACAUGAUAUGUAGUUGAUUUUCCAGUACAAAAGAAGAGCAUCUUCCAGCUGCAUAUUCUAGGAAUCAUAUAUAUGCUGCAAUAUUGAUUUAAAAACUCAAGGUGUUUGAAAAAGACAGUUCUACCUUUGAUAACAAUUGUAAAAUUUCACUUCAAAGUAUAAAAUUGGAGAUUUUUAGACAUGGUUUUGCAGCGUAUGUGAAAUGCCUCAAUAGUCAUUCAUAAAAACUAAAAGUCAUUAAUAUAGGAGAAAAACAAUGCGUGUUACUUCAAAUUAUCUAAGGGAGCAACAGCAGUCUGAACAGGUUAUGUUUCUGUUGGCCUUCUCAUGCAUAACGAUGAAAAAUAGAAUGGAAUAAAAGUGAGUGUUUAGGUUAUUUAUAUGCGAUUGUGUUUCAAAGUGUAAGAUUUAAAAUAACUUUUCAGUCACAGUGUUGCUUGUUGAUAAAAUUUCAAAAUUGCAAUUUGAUUUUUAAGACUUGAAAUACCUGGUUAUUGAAACCACUUUGUACCAGAAAAGAAUGAUGAAAUAGUUGAAAAACUAUGUGGUGUGUGAAUAAAAUAUUAUACCUCUGUAUACCAUCCAAUUAGAAGUAGAAAGAGCAUCACACACAUGUUUCAGCCUAUCACUGUCCCUUCAGUGAUCCAUAAUGAAAAUCUACAUGUAUGUAUGUAACUGUAGUCAUAUACUUCAAAGGGACUAUCACUGCCUGUAUCGUAGACUUUAUUCAUUGUUACACUUGUUUUGACCUGUAACAAUUCACUUACUGAGAAAAUAAUUUUUAAUUAGAUUAAGAAUUUUAAUUCUAGAAACCAAAUUGUGUGCUGUACUGAUACAGUAUAAUCAUGAAAUGUUCCCAAACUUCCAUACUAAGUGGCCAGUAAUUUGUAAACAAGAAAAUAACAAAGAAAUGGCUUCACAUAGAAAUUUAUCUAAAUUAUUUCAGAGUGGCAGUAUUAAGAAUAUUAGUAAAAUAUGAUACUUAGUACAUACACCUUUUGCAGGAUAAGGUGUUUCAUAUAGGACUUUGUCCUUUUUGAUAGACAGUGUCAUGUAUUUUGAACUCAAAAGCAUAUUUCAGAUCUCUUCUACUAUAUUACUGAAUAGCAUACAUACAUAGACAAUGUUCACCGUUCACCAGAUAUUUUUGUCUUUCUAUUAUCUUACUCACUUAUUCAAGCUUGUCUGUGAUUAAUGGAAUUGGUGUCAGCUGCUGGAAUUUAUUCUGACCAAUGAACACAGCUGACUCAAGGGAGUACAAUCUCAUGCCAAGUAAUAGAACAAAACCAAUAUGCAUAAAACAGACACAAGGCUUCAGGCUGUAGCUGAAGGAAGCAACUACCUGUGUAAUAACAAAGCAGCAGGAACUAUUUCUCAUAUGGUUGCAUAGGCUGUAUAUUGUAUCUAAUCUCUAAUGUAGCUUACUGGUUUGUCUUUUUUAAAACUAAGAUUGGACAUUUUUCUUUGUAAAGAAAUGUCUUAUGAGAUAAUGGCUUGAUUAAUGUUUUGAACAAUGCCAAAAAAAUUGUUUAAUUAAAAUAAAUUAUUUUUGUUUGAAAUAAAAGUGGAUGUGAAACACUGUCCUUGCC
This is a messenger RNA of Tupaia belangeri chinensis (Chinese tree shrew), 3200 nucleotides long. RefSeq names its product 5-azacytidine induced 2 (gene AZI2). The record is from RefSeq and is a predicted model, not a curated record. Gene Ontology annotation, cellular component: cytoplasm. Bases 211 to 1389 code for a protein of 392 amino acids. NCBI's taxonomy places the organism in Eukaryota, Metazoa, Chordata, Mammalia, Scandentia, Tupaiidae. The transcript has 8 exons.